CCACCCCACCCCACCCCACAACGCCAUGUUGCGCAUAAUCCUAUUUGGGUGGCUGUUGGCCGGCCCGGCACUCCUGGUCCACUCGGAGCUCACAGAACUAGAUGGCCCCAACAUAUGCAAGAGGCGGGAGAGCUACCCCGUUGAAGUUGUCUACACUGAGCUGCAGUCGUACCAGGAGCGUGGCUCCAACUGGUGCCUCACCAUCCCGCCACGCUGCUCCACGUACCGCAUCAAGAAUCGGGUGGUAAACAAGACCAAGACAAUCAUGAAGAACCGCAUUGUGCGCGACUGUUGCGGUGAAUCUCUCGGGAGUUUCGAGUCCCUACGUGCCCCGAGCCUGUAUUUUCACGAUCUACGAUCUACAUUCCAGAUGGUUAUGUGUCCAGCGGCGGGGAGUGCGUGCCCCAUUGUACGGACCACUGCGAGCACGGCAGAUGCAUUGCCCCGGAGAAGUGCAAGUGCGACCAUGGCUAUGGCGGCCCUGCCUGUGAUAUAAGUUCGUUUAACCUUUGCUUCCCUUCCCUUCCUUUCCCUUCUCUUCCCCGAUUAACCCUUUCGUAUUUGUGUACAAUGAAACGCCUUGGGGGUGGGGUGCAUGUGGGGCCACCUCUGGGUCCCAUUGCUUAGUCCUUUAAAGCCCUUGCAGAGUGCUCUGACAGAAUCGGGGCUAGCCAUGAGAUAUACAUACGAUAUAUUCCGAACACAAAUGCCACAACAGGGGGACAAAACGUAGGACAAUUUGGGAGUACAUAAUACAGAAUACGAAGAAGGGCCAGGACACACAACAUGGACAUUGAGGAGGAUCUGGACGGCAUGCCACCCAUCAGCAUCGGCACCUUCGGGAUACCCAAUGACCCGGAACUGCUGGACGAGUACGCGCUGUACCGUCCCUCGAUAGGCUCAAGUACGUGGAGAUAGUCGAGGCCUGUCCGGCGGCCUUCUGGCCGGAGAGCGAGAUGGCCGAGCUGGCGGCACUCGUGCGGGAACAUGUGCGCACCAUGGACAUCCGCCAUCUGCAGUCCCUCUCGGAGGAGAGCUUCCAGCGCCACAAAGGGAGCAGCGACUCGGAGCCGGACGUCACGUCGGAGGAGUCUGAGGCCCUGUUUGUUUCUAGCGAUGAGCGCAACACCUCCUCCGAGUGGACAGACGAGCAAGAGGGAGAGUGCUCCGAAGAGCAGUCCACAGAGCAGCCCGACCCGAAGAAUCAGGCUAAGAUCAACUUUAAUAGAGUGGAAACGGAGGAGGAGCAGCCGGCAGGGGCAGGGGCAGUGACAGGAGCAGCGGCAGUCUGAGGAGUCAUGUACCUUCUGGAUGACAUCCAGGAGGCCAAACGCGUGGCGCGUGGUUCCCGCAACGCCGUGCGACAGCAGCUGCGGCGCUUGCAGGCCGCCAGGAAGGAGGCGCACGAGCAGCGGGUGCACCGUCGCACCGUUAUGCGGCAGAGGCCCGCCGAGCAGCCUGAGAAGAAGCGCCGCAAGAGCAGGAAGACAGUGAUGGGCGUCUUCAGUAUGAAGGUGGAGCCCGAGCCGGAAGACGACGAAGAUAAGAUCGUGGACAGGCGAAACAAGGAGAAGGUGCUGGAGCGCCUCCGUCGCUACGACUUCCCCUCGGAGCACUGCCAUCACAUCGACCUGAGCUUUGUGCGCUUCUUCGAUAACCUCGUCUCGUUCACCCUCGAGUUCCUGGGGCCACACAUGGGGCGCGACUUCCACAAGCGGCACCUGCGGUUCUCCACCGAGGACGUGGUGCGGCUGGCCAGGGGCCUCCAGGAGCUCGACAAGCUGCAGAUCUUCCGCCUGCGCAACAGCCGCAUGGACCAUCUCAAGCUGCACGUCCUCUGCCGUGUCCUCAAGAACCUGAAGGCCUUGGAAGUGAUUGAUUCGCCCGUCCAGCCCGGAUUACAGAUGCAGGCCCCGUUCUCGGGCUCGCACUUGCCACCGUUCUCACAGCGGCACUCCUCCAAGCAGCUGGCGCCAAAGCGCCCCUCCGGACAGACAUCGGCGAACCUGGCGCCCGUAUAGCCCUUGGCGCACUCGCACUCCCCGCUGAAGGGCUCGCAGAGGGCGUUGUUCAGGCAGUCGCACUGCAUCGAGCAGUUCCUUCCGUACCAGCCAGAACAGGACUAGACGUUAUACAGGAUGUUGCGACAGUUAGAGAACAGCCAGGGCGUGGUCAUGAGCACG
Molecule: messenger RNA, 2183 nt
Organism: Drosophila persimilis
Lineage: Eukaryota; Metazoa; Arthropoda; Insecta; Diptera; Drosophilidae
Exons: 3
Coding region: 1299-2021 (240 amino acids)
Source: RefSeq, a predicted model, not a curated record